This is a messenger RNA of Ochotona curzoniae (black-lipped pika), 3035 nucleotides long. It is a transcript of the gene CRY1, whose product is annotated as cryptochrome circadian regulator 1. Gene Ontology annotation, cellular component: cytoplasm; nucleus. The transcript is spliced from 13 exons. Gene Ontology annotation, biological process: entrainment of circadian clock by photoperiod; negative regulation of DNA-templated transcription; circadian regulation of gene expression. Bases 654 to 2417 code for a protein of 587 amino acids. Gene Ontology annotation, molecular function: FAD binding; DNA binding. NCBI's taxonomy places the organism in Eukaryota, Metazoa, Chordata, Mammalia, Lagomorpha, Ochotonidae. The record is from RefSeq and is a predicted model, not a curated record.
ACGCGGCGCGGUGGUGGCGGAGUCACCCGGGCAGCCUCGGGACCGGUCACCGGCCGGCAGCCGUCCAGCGGCCUCGACCCCCGCCUUCGCCCUCCGUCAUCGGCCCUCACCCUCACUCGCUCGCUCGCUCUCUCUGGGGCCGACAGGCCGCGUCACCGACAGGGGCUGAGUCCCCCUUCUCGUGCUUCUCGGUGACUCACCUCAGGCGGGUCGUUUUCCCUCCCGAGCGGCCGCCUCGGCGGGGCGAGGUUUCCGUGACGAACCUCCUGGGGCUGUCGUGGGGGCCGGCUCGGGCCGUGGUGGCGGCUGGAGCUUCUGGAAUUUUCUCACGCUGCGGGGGGUCCGAGGCCCACGAAGUUAUGCGUGUCCUCCGGGUGCUUGCAGCGGACGCCGGCUCCUAAAAGGGCGUCACACCCAGGCUCCGCCGACCGGGCAACCUCCAUUGAUCGAUCGUCCUGCUGCGCCUCCAGCGCCCUCUCCCUCUCGGGUCCCCUCCUCGGACUCCUGUCCCCCCUCUUGCCGCCCGGUCCCCACCCCUCGUGUGCGGCGGUUCUCCCUUAGAAGCGAAGGUGUCGGUUAUGAACCGGACUCCCUUCCCUUGAAUUGCUGGGUGGAGGAAGUCGGCGGCCGCGCGCCGCCCUCCGGGCCCGGGCAUGGGGGUGAACGCCGUGCACUGGUUCCGCAAGGGGCUCCGGCUGCACGACAACCCCGCCCUGAAGGAGUGCAUUCAGGGCGCCGACACCAUCCGCUGCGUCUACAUCCUCGACCCCUGGUUCGCCGGCUCCUCCAACGUGGGCAUCAACAGGUGGAGGUUUUUGCUGCAGUGUCUUGAGGAUCUUGAUGCCAAUCUGCGAAAAUUAAACUCUCGUCUGUUUGUGAUUCGUGGACAGCCAGCAGAUGUAUUUCCCAGACUUUUCAAGGAGUGGAACAUUACCAAGCUGUCGAUUGAGUAUGAUUCUGAGCCUUUUGGAAAGGAACGAGAUGCAGCCAUCAAGAAACUCGCCACUGAGGCUGGAGUGGAAGUCAUUGUGCGAAUUUCACACACCUUGUAUGACCUGGACAAGAUUAUAGAACUCAAUGGUGGACAACCACCUCUUACUUACAAAAGAUUCCAGACUCUCAUCAGCAAAAUGGAACCUCUAGAAAUUCCAGUGGAGACAAUUACUUCAGAAGUGAUAGAAAAAUGCACAACUCCUCUGUCUGAAGACCAUGAUGAGAAAUAUGGAGUCCCUUCUCUGGAAGAGCUGGGUUUUGAUACAGAUGGCUUAUCUUCUGCAGUGUGGCCUGGUGGAGAAACUGAAGCACUUACACGUUUGGAAAGGCAUUUGGAAAGAAAAGCUUGGGUAGCAAAUUUUGAAAGACCUCGAAUGAAUGCAAAUUCCUUGCUUGCAAGCCCUACUGGACUCAGUCCUUAUCUCCGUUUUGGUUGUUUGUCAUGUAGACUGUUCUACUUCAAACUAACAGAUCUCUACAAGAAGGUAAAAAAGAACAGUUCCCCUCCUCUUUCUCUUUAUGGGCAACUGUUGUGGCGUGAGUUUUUCUAUACAGCCGCAACAAAUAAUCCACGCUUUGAUAAAAUGGAAGGAAACCCCAUCUGUGUUCAGAUUCCUUGGGAUAAAAAUCCUGAAGCUUUAGCCAAAUGGGCUGAAGGUCGGACAGGCUUUCCUUGGAUUGAUGCCAUCAUGACACAGCUUCGUCAGGAGGGUUGGAUUCACCAUCUGGCCAGACAUGCAGUUGCUUGCUUCCUGACACGAGGUGACCUGUGGAUCAGUUGGGAAGAAGGAAUGAAGGUAUUUGAAGAAUUAUUGCUUGAUGCAGAUUGGAGCAUAAAUGCUGGAAGUUGGAUGUGGCUAUCUUGUAGUUCCUUUUUCCAACAGUUUUUUCACUGCUAUUGCCCUGUUGGUUUUGGUAGGAGAACAGAUCCCAAUGGAGACUAUAUCAGGCGUUAUUUGCCUGUCCUAAGAGGCUUUCCUGCAAAAUAUAUCUAUGAUCCCUGGAAUGCACCAGAAGGUAUUCAAAAGGUAGCCAAAUGUUUGAUAGGAGUUAAUUAUCCCAAACCAAUGGUGAACCAUGCUGAGGCAAGCCGUUUAAAUAUUGAAAGGAUGAAACAGAUUUAUCAGCAGCUUUCACGGUACAGAGGUCUAGGUCUUCUUGCAUCAGUACCUUCUAAUCCUAAUGGGAAUGGAGGCCUCAUGGGAUAUUCUCCUGGAGAAAAUAUCCCCGGCUGUAGCAACAGUGGGAGUUGCCCUCAAGGGAGUGGUAUUUUACAUUGUGGUCAUGGAGACAGUCAGCAAACUCACCUAUUAAAACAAGGAAGAGGCUCCCUGGGCACUGGCAUCAGCAGUGGGAAGCGGCCUAGUCAGGAAGAGGACACACAAAGUAUCGGUCCGAAGGUCCAGAGACAGAGCACUAAUUAGAGAACAUUCAGGAGGAAUGCUGUUGCAGCUGAACUUUGUGGGUAUUUCAGUACUUUUCCACUAAAUUAUUUUAAAAUGUUCUUCAUUGAUGGAAAGCAGUUACAUUUUGAAAUGCAUUGCUUCUAAUUACAUUUCCGUGCUUUUUAACUUUUUAAUGAAUUUCACACAGGAUGGGUGAUAAUUUGUAUAUAAAGAACUUGACAAAAGAGUUUGCUUAAUGUAAAUAUAGUCACAAUUAGCAUAGAUCCAUCAAUAUAUUUUUGAUAAAUUUUCAUGUAUGGUAAAAGUUAAAGUUACAAACUGAUAAUCUGUUAUAAAAUUCAGUUUUGAGAGUCAGUAUGGGAAAAUAGGAGGUUUUUAAGACUUUCUUAAAAGACUUUGUUAAAGGAAAAAUUUUUCUUGGCAUCAUUGAGGUAACUUUACAUUCUUUGAUAAUAUUUUAGAAAAUGUGUAUAAUUAAAUAUUGCUUAUUGUAACCUUAAAUAUAUACAGUACAUGUUUCAAGCUUCAUGUUUGCCUGUUCAGACCCAAACAUGUAGAAGGACCGUGUGUUCUCUGUCUCCCUUUUUUGUUUUUGAUAGCCAAAGUGACCUUGUUAUUAAAGUUUAUGUGAAUAUG